Molecule: messenger RNA, 846 nt
Organism: Meira miltonrushii
Lineage: Eukaryota; Fungi; Basidiomycota; Exobasidiomycetes; Exobasidiales; Brachybasidiaceae
Product: kinase-like protein
Exons: 7
Coding region: 1-846 (281 amino acids)
Biological process (GO): mitotic DNA damage checkpoint signaling; protein phosphorylation
Cellular component (GO): cytoplasm; nucleus
Molecular function (GO): ATP binding; protein serine/threonine kinase activity
Source: RefSeq, a predicted model, not a curated record
AUGUUCUUUGCUCAGAUGAAUUGUGAAAAGUUUCGUUUCAUUUCUUGCUUAGGCGAAGGGGCUUUUGGAAUAGUGUACCAAGCAAUUAAUCUCCAGACAGACAAACAAGUUGCAGUCAAAUGUAUCAAAACAAAUCAAGCACUUGGUGCCCUCGAAAAUAUGAAACGGGAAGCAGACAUUCACUCAAAGCUUAAACAUGUGAACAUUGUCGCAUUAAAGAGUUUUGCACUCCAGAAUAACUUUUUACAAUUGGAAUUAGAAUUAUGCGAGCAAGGCACUUUAUGUGAUUUUCUCUUUUGCAAACAAAACAUUAUUUGCGCCCAGCUUUGUUCGGCUGUUCAUUAUCUUCAUGAAGGUGCUUUAGCAAAAGACGCUGUAAUUCAUCGGGACAUCAAAUUAGAGAAUGUUCUUCUCACGCGGGGAAUGCAGAUAAAACUUGGUGAUUUUGGACUUGCUAUCUCAAAGCCCCGUGAUAGUAUCGGCAGAUGGGGAAUAGCUGGAGAGAUGAUUCGUGGUCUCAAGUAUGGAAAGAAAACAGACUUAUGGUCACUUGGUAUUUUACUUUACGAGAUCUGGACGUGGCGUACUUUUCAAUGGUCUAAGGGCGUAUCACUUGAGAAAUCGAUUGCCGCUAUGCUUUCAGAGCCUUUGAGCGAUGAUGUGUCUCAGGUGCUGGCGCUAUUUCUGCAAAUAGACGUGAGUAUGUCGAAGGUCACAAGUGAGCACACCGCUGAUCUGUACGUCUAUAUUUCAAGUCACACAAAGUUUUUAUCAGGCAUUGAAGACGAAGGAAGCGAUAAGUCUUUUCAAUCAGCAAAGAGUGAGAAAGAUUCAGAACUCAUGUGA